CGGUCACCAGCUGAAUUUAAUGGCAUAGGGGACAGUAUCCUUCUGGUUCCCAUUACAAUGCCAAAAACAAAAACCACAGUCCUUCUGCUCAGCUGUGCUCCUGUGGAUAUCUGUUUCGAUGAACCGUCUGCCCCUCAGUCCGUGCUGAUGACUAUGGUGUAGCUAUGUGGGUUUCCUGACGGAUUUUGACUAAUCUUUACCUGGUGACCACCUGUCUCAUCCCGUCCCUGCUCGCCUGUAAUACAGACAGCCAUGCCGGAUGCAGCUGAAUAACGAGUAGCAUUGGGGUGGGGGGGGAAACAAGUUUUUCUAAACUCCCAUCAAAAGGCUGCCAUGUUUUGUGGUAGAAUGAGAAACUGAGUGGGAGAAAAGUGGAAAGCAAGUGAGACUGAAGUGGCCAAAGUGCUUGUGUUGGUGACCGAAAAGAAGAGCCAUCCUAUCUGUAGGCAGCCGAGGCAGCCGGGCCCUGAGGAUGACUAGCCUGUUCAAGCGCAGCAGCAGCAAUGGAGGCUCCGGAAGCAGCGGAAGUGGCGGUGGGGGCAGCGGUGGGCAGGGGCAGCUCAACAACAGCAGGUCCAGCCGGCAGGUGCGGCGCCUGGAGUUCAACCAGGCCAUGGAAGACUUCAAGACCAUGUUCCCCUCCAUGGACUAUGAGGUGAUUGAGUGCGUGCUGCGCUCAAACAACGGAGCGGUGGACGCUACGAUUGACCAGCUGCUCCAGAUGAGCAUUGACGGACAGGGCUCCGAUGACAGCUCAGACUCUGAUGACAGCAUCCCAGCAGAGAUUCUGGAGAGAACACUGGAACCUGACAGUUCAGACGAGGAACCACCUCCAGUCUACUCUCCGCCAACAUAUGAUAUGCACAUUUAUGACAGGAAAUACCCAGAAGCCCCACCAACACCCCCGCCAAGAUUUGAAGCCCAGCCGCCUCCAGGUCACCAGCAGGUCAGAAGCUACCGGAACUGGAAUCCUCCUUUGCUCGGAAAUCUCCCCGACGAUUUUCUGCGGAUCCUGCCACAGCAGUUGGACAGCAUUAAGCAGAGCUCCCAGAGCAGUCUUUCCCAGCCUUCAUCCUCAUCGUCUUCCUCCGUUUCUUCAAUAAGCCAGUGGACCGCGCCGUCUGGUUCUCUGUCUGGAGCCGCAGGGACCACCGGAGGUCCUGGUUUGACAAGCGGAGCUACCGAGCAAGACAAGAAGCUGAAGCAGUAUCUGGAGGACGAGCGCAUCGCCCUGUUCCUCCAGAACGAGGAGUUUAUGAGAGAACUGCAGCGCAACCGCGAGUUCCUCAUCGCCUUGGAGAGAGAUCGCUUGAAGUAUGAAUCAAAGAAAUCAAAGUCCAAUCAUUCAUCUAGUAUGGAGAAUUCCACAGGAGAACCGUACUCUGCAGCUUCAAUGGAGGCAGUGUCCGAUGACGCCCUGUUCAGAGACAAACUCAAACACAUGGGCAAAUCAACAAGAAAGAAGCUGUUUGAAAUUGCCAGAACGUUCUCAGAAAAGACGAAGCGGAGAAAGUCAAAAAGGAGGAUGCUCCUGAAGCACCAUUCAUUGGGCACCGCCAACUCUACAGCCAAUCUCCUCGACGAUGUAGAGGGAAACCCCUGUGAGGAUGGUCAGCCCAGAAGAGCAAACACCCAAGAAGAGAGAGAACAACGUAAUGAGCCAAUAAUAUGAUCGCCCUACUCUGCACCAUAUCAGGGUUACCGUGGCGACGGCAGCAUGACCUAUGGGUGGCGGCCUUGCAGCUCUUCCUGUCUCCACCUGCUCCCACCCCCCACCCUAAUCCAAACCAGCCAAUGUAAAGGCUCAGCAGUGAGUUGUUUUCCCCCUCCUUCCCAGGGAGAGGAACCGGACUGUACGCAGCACUGGCCCGACUGUCUAUAAAAGCAUUAUCUCUGUAUUAUAAUACUUUUAAUAUAUCAUUUAAAAUGUAAAGGAAAUGCAUUAGUCCUUCCCAGUAUUUAACUGCUUCCUUUUAAUCCCCUGAGAGGAACACUAGCGUAGUGAUGAUCUUGCCAUAUGAACCUUUUUAUUACUUCUCCAGACUGUAUGUUUCUGAUUGGUGUACCUCAGGCUUGGCAUUUCGGAUCCAAAGUGUGCACAUGCUCCUUUAUAUACACUAAACCAUGAAGAGCU
Molecule: messenger RNA, 2134 nt
Organism: Perca fluviatilis (European perch)
Lineage: Eukaryota; Metazoa; Chordata; Actinopteri; Perciformes; Percidae
Gene: cuedc1b
Product: CUE domain containing 1b
Exons: 11
Coding region: 473-1672 (399 amino acids)
Molecular function (GO): ubiquitin binding
Source: RefSeq, a predicted model, not a curated record